AUGACCUCCCUACUCCCCUCCUCACUCUCGCGGCCGCAUACGACAACGACCACAGACUCGCGACUGCUGACCAACUUGAUCAAGACUGAGCGAAACUACAUCAAUCACCUCUCCUCUGCCGUUGGCUCUGCGCGCACUGCCGCCUCUGCGCUAACUGCAUGGGGCACGGCCGAAGCGCCAGAUAUUGCUGAAGCUUCCGCUCAGCUUGCAGGACUCUUCGACAAUGCGGCAGAUGUGCAAGAGACGCACGUAAGCGCAAUCGAGGGCUACCGCACCGCGCUCAAAGAUGUAGCCGAUCGGGAAGCCAGCAUCCGCAAUGUCGUGCGAGAUCGCGACAUCCUGGUAGGCAGAUUGAUCAAGGCUUCCAAGGCCAGCUCAAGCAGCAAGCGCUCACCAGAAGAGAGGGCUGAAAAGGUCGCUCACGCCCAGCGAGAAUUGAGCGCAUGCGAGGAAGUGCUGCAAUUCGAAGAAGCUGCUCUGGUCGGCGUCAAGAGAAGAACAUUCAAGGAGGCCCUGACCUUGCGCUGCAAGACCAUGGGAGACGCUGGUGCUGCUAUGGUGGACGCGGCCAAAUCCGCCAUUCUCCUGCUCAACGACUUUGACUCUAGCGAUGUGUACCAGCCCACCAAUUCCGGCAUCGGUUACGGAAACGGGCAGCACGGGCGCAAUGACAGCAUCAAUAGCUGGAAUCAAUACGGAGACGGGCCAGAGGGUGUAGAGGGUGAGUAGAAAUGCUGCCUGGCGCAUCCCUAGCGCUAGCUUGACAUAGCAAGCUUGCCGGGCUCAUCGUGCUUCCUUGCCCCUUCAACUCGCGCAGAGUCUCGACACAACCAUCCCGCCUUCGAAAACAACAGUGUCACGCCAUCGCAGUCCGCAUCGCAGACGAACAGACCUGGAAACACGGGCGUGAAUAGCUACGCCAACCGGUUCAAUGACAUUGGCGAGGACGAAGAUGGGGAGCGCGGUCCCGUUGACGCACUCCAGGCAAGCGAUGACAGCGACGACGAAGAGGCUUGGCAACACGCAUACCGUAACGCCGACAGGCACGAGGGUGGUGGCGCGCACUCGUCGACCCUACCCCCUCCACACAGACUUGACGCCAAUGUGGGAGCCACAGCGCAGCCGUUCAUGCCCCCUGCUCAGUCCUCGAAAGUCAAGCCAAUCAAUGGCUCUAGCGCGUCUCUGAACGGGAGUGCCGCCAAGGGGUCUGCUCCGUCAGUCCCCAAGAAAGAUCGACCCACUCAGCGAGCGAACGCGGCACCUAUCCCAGCACGCGAGCACGACUUAAACAUUGUGCCAAUGCCUGCUGUUCCGACUGCCCCGCGCUUGAAACUGGAUGGCACGAACCUUGGUGCUGUGCCGACAGCACCCCGCCUUUACCCGCGAAGCGACGCGCCCGGUGGGGAUGACUCUUCAUCGGAGGGCGCACCAACACACCAGCAUCGCGGAGGCGGCUGGCAGGCUCGGCCAGAGUCCCGCACGGCACGUAGAAAUGCGUCGAGCGAUGAUGAGACCACCGCGAAAGGCAGCUCUCGGCCAGGCGCAAAGCGAGGCGGCAGCUUCUUCGGCCGUGUAGGCAAGCUCUUCAAGACAGACGUCAAGGGCGAGCCAAUGCCUAGUCAUCCGCCAUCUCAAGCCAAAACUCAGGCUCAGGGUAGUCAACGGUCUGGCGCAGGAUGGGAUACGCGCACAGACGCCGCGCUGCGGAAUAGCCAAGGCCCAUCUCGUCGACAAAGCCUGCUUCGCCCCCUGCCAGGAGCGCCUCGUGCGGGUGCCGAGAACGCUAGCUCGGACGAUGAAGAGAAUCCCAAGAAUUUAGUCCGACACGUCAACCGAGAUCGUCCACUCUGGCGCAACGACGAGAAAGCUUCGAGCGAUUUGGGGGGCGUGUCAGCCAAGGUGGCGAAACGCAUGAGUCUACGCCGCCAACAUAGCAUCAACGCUGGUCCGCUCAGCACGAAACAGAUGGAGGAGGAAGCACGGAUCAGAGAGGCAGCUCGCUUGAGUGUCAUCGGUGCAGGCAUCGCAGGCAAUGCCAAUGCCAAUGCUUCGAACGCUACGCUGACGCCUGGCGAGAAGACCAAGAAGAAGAAGAAGAAGAGCAAAGCAAACACAGAGACUGGGAGCGAGAUCGGCACUGCUCCGACACGCACCGCGUACUCAUCCGGCCCUGCUGCGUCGCGACCAACCAGCAUGGUUGUACCCGGCGCCGUCGGUUCAGGUCUGAGUCGCAGUGGCAGCGUCACUCCCUCUGUACGUCGAGACGUUGCUAGUCUGGCCCGUGGAGACUCGAUCCGCUCUAGCGCUUCAGGAACCGUGCGAGAGUCGAAGGCAAAGAAGCGCGGUAGCAUCUUGCCAGCCCACCGCGAAGGGGGUGGGAUCGCUAAUGCCAGCGGCGCUCUCGGCGCUUUUAGUCCUCAAGACCCUCAAGGAAAAUACACGACGAGCUCUUGGGUCGCCAAGCAUCCUGACGAGAAGCCAAGUCAAAAUUUUAAGGGGUCUCCAAGCCUCACCGGAAAGACGGCGGCCGAAAUUGCUGCUCAAGUGGGUGUAGUACCAAAAGUUGCCGCUGCGAGUGCUCCCACUGGUCCACCAUUGAGCUCCCCAACGCCGCGCCGAGCGCAGAAGGAGUCGACGUCCACCACCCAGAGCGACGUAGAGCCACCGCUUCACGUGCCUCAGCCUAGUCGCACCAUGAGCCCACCUUUGAAGCCAGCGCUCAAGGUCCCUUCGGGUUUGAGCAGGUCAGGUAGUCUCUCAAACGCAACUUCAGCUGCAGUGCGUCCUCAAAUGCCGCCGGUGCCAUCAGCGCCCCCUCUUGCGACCAGUCUGCUCCACAGCGCCACUGCCAAUGCUGCUGCGCAACGCACUGCAUCGCCCGCGCCUCCCCGCCUGCCAGAGGUCUCCCAGAGCUCGCCAAUUCGAUCUACUACGACUGGCACUGAAUUGAGCCUUGGACAGGACGACCGCUUCGAUGGAAGCGGUACCCUUGGGGAGCUACCUGGCGUGGGAGCGCCUGGCGUACCGUCCUCAGACAAAGUGCUCAGCCCAUCUUCUCGCCGGGGUGUCGAGUUGCCCCAGAUUGACAUGCCGCAAAGCGAGCCUUUCCGUGUGGAUAUUGCAGGUAACGGCCCCACCUUGGCUGAUCGCCGCGGCUCUACACCUGGCUUUUCGGACAAUCAGGCGUUCUUCACUCCGGGUGAAGCCGCAGCACUUGAGAACUUCUUCAAUACCCCUGCGCCCGAGACGACAGAUGAUCUCGUUCAAGCCCAACAUCCUCCCGGGGUGCACCAGGGCCAACCUGAAGGGGUGACACGCCAGACUGUGGAGAGAAAACGGCUAACCCCAAGCAGGACGUACUCCUCAGGAGGUACACCACUGCAUGCUGAUACAAGCAGCAGCGCAUCAGGGACCGAGCCUGGUCCUGGCGCGUUGCAGCACGCGGGACUGCCGCAACCCACUGCAUCUGUCACUUCCACUAUCGCCAAUGCUGUGCCGAUCGCUCCUUCAAGCACACUUGCUGCACCCCCAGUCAACGUCGCGACCUCAGACACCUCCACUGUGGAGGGCUCUGGCGUGAGCAGGCGCAAGUCGGUUCGCAUGGCGCCUGACGUUAAGCUGCCGCCAGAGACGCCAACGCCUGGGGUUGAAGCGCAAGACUACCUGUCGAGAGCCCAAGCGCGUGCGCCUGGUUCGUCCCUUGUCGGCUCCCUUCCCCGCAUCGCCCCUCCACCCACUGCUCCGCCGCGCAUUUCCGACUCUAUCAGGAGUGCCGCCGACUACCAGCCAGUCCAUCUCGAGGACUCCACGCCAGCCAGGCAGCGCGCUUCCUGGUCCUCUAGACUGGAUGCUCGACCCGCUGCCGAUGACUCUAGUUCUGACGAAGGCGAUGGACUAGACUCGUACGCGAGCGCGCGCAAAGCGUUCGGAAGCGCAAGUCGUCAUUUGGGCAAGGCUACCGGCAUCACCGGCUCGGCUUCUAAAGGCAAAAGGAACGAGACGGAAUCUCCCAGGAAAAAGAAGAGCAAAAAGACCGAGAAUCAUGGAUACAACACUUCCGUACCUCUUCCUGCUGGUCUGCAAGUGGUCGGACGCAGCAACAGCGUGCGGAGCAAGAAAUAG
Ceraceosorus bombacis is the source of this 4122-nucleotide messenger RNA. The record is from the annotation of a GenBank genome assembly. NCBI's taxonomy places the organism in Eukaryota, Fungi, Basidiomycota, Exobasidiomycetes, Ceraceosorales, Ceraceosoraceae.